Molecule: messenger RNA, 3629 nt
Organism: Amphibalanus amphitrite
Lineage: Eukaryota; Metazoa; Arthropoda; Thecostraca; Balanomorpha; Balanidae
Product: chromatin modification-related protein eaf-1-like
Exons: 5
Coding region: 371-2902 (843 amino acids)
Cellular component (GO): cytoplasm
Source: RefSeq, a predicted model, not a curated record
AGUGUAUGGAAGAGGGGGUGUGCGUGGGGGCCCGAAUCAUUUACUUUUCGUUAUUUCAUCGGUGUAUUUUCAUAAUGCAUUCAUUCUACUUUACUUCAUUUGCAUUUAUUAUUUUUAUCACACAGAUGUUCAUGGAUUUGGUUUCUGCCCAAGCCAAGUCAUAAAUUGGAAUGGGCUUGUCAGUCAUAUGAUAAUUUGUCAUGCAACAGGUGCUCAAUUUUCUGAAAUUAAUUGCUGCGUAGAGCAUGAAAAUGCUCAUCCAGGAUUCAGUUGCAUGGGCAGCUGGAUGCAGUCAUACUAUGAUAUUGAAUAUACAAUGCAUCCUGAAGAAAGUUGAUAAAUAAUAUAGCCAAGAUACUGAGAUAGGGACAUGAUGAUGGCAGCCAGACUCCCAGCAAGUUUUCAGGAACAGGUUGUCAUCCAGGGUGGUUACAAGGAUGACACCAAAGGACUGUGGAGUGAAAUAUGGAACACGCUUAUGGGCUACAUCAAUGCUGAUGACUCACCUAACAAGCUGCAGCAGAAGGAGCUCCUAGUUGACCUGAUGUCGCAGUUCCUGUCGCGGGUGGCCCACGACAGCAAGUUCUACCUGACGUGUACGUCGACCGUGCUGCGCGCCUCGCUGGAGCAGGCGAACUGCCGACCGCUGACGGCCGCGCAGGCCUUCGAGGCGCUGCACGAGUACGCUAUCCGCAUCCUGGCGCAGCCCUGGCGAGCAGAGUUCACCAAAAUCAAUAUGUACUCUGGCUACUACGUGCACACGGUGCAGUCCCGCCUGCUGGAGGCGCACCGGCUGCUGGAGGAGAUGGGGUUCCGUGUGGACGUCACCAGUCAGACGGCCACGCUGCGCGAGCCCGUGGACGUGGACCAGGUCACCAAGGCGGCCAUCGACACACUCAUGGCCAGUGUGGAGUGCAGGAUCAUCGAGCGCAUCCUGGAGUCUCUACCGGCCGGCGCGUACACCCCGCUGGGAGUCCUCUGCUAUCGCUCCUCGUACGUGGGCGGUGUCGAGGCGGCCGUCCACCACCUGAACGUCACCCUCCGGCAGCGCAACUUCCAGCGCUACUUCGCUCCGCCGACGGAGGUAUCGGGCGGCGGAGGGGGUGGGGGAGGCGCAGCACCCCCGGUGUACCCCUGGCACCCGGCGCCGGCGGCGGCACCCACCGCGCUCCCGCCCGUGCCCACCGCUCGGCUGGUGGAUGUGGGCGAGCGUGAGCCGCGGGACAACCAGGGCUGGAUCCCCAAGACAAUUCGCCACCAGCCGGCGGAGCGGUCGGAGCAGCGGUCGCCGGCCCCCGCCGCUCUGCUGCCGGCGACUCUGGACGAACACCAGCUGGCCAGCUGGGACCUGGUGGGCGACGCUGCGACGACUGCGACAGCGGGAACGAGCCCUCAGGUCCGUCAGCCGCCGUCGUAUGACUCGCUGGACGACUCCUGGGGGUACGUGUUGAACAGCCUGGACCGGCGGAGACCUGUCUCCGGGCGGUACGAUAACGUACCGGAGCUGGAUGAGGCGGAUGGUCAGAGAGGUGCGUCCUUCCAGCGGUCGGCCACCCUGCCGACGCCACGCUCCGAGCCGCGGGCGCCUCCCCGGGGCGGCAGGGGUUACGUGGCCGCCGGACAGGAGCGGCAGACGUACGAUCAGCAGCCGAAGCAAGCUCCACUGUCAAAUGGCUCGGCCCGGCCACCGGCGACGGAGACUCGGAACGGCAUGGGACCGGAGUCUUCAGCGGUGACUCGACAGCAGCAGCACUAUCACCAACAGCAGCAACAUCAACAGCAUCACAAUGAACCGCAGCAGCAGCAUUACCACCACCAGCAGCAACAGCAAUAUCAACAGCAGCCGCAGCAGCAACAUUAUCAGCAGCAGCCGCAGCACCCACAGCAACACCAGCAAUAUCAGCAGCAGCAACAUCACCAGCAUCAUAGUCAACAGCAGCAGCAGUACAAUCAACAGCCGCAACAGCAGUACAAGCAGCAGCAGCAGUCACAGCAACACCGCCAGCAUCAGGUGCCAGCUGGCUCGGACCGCGCCGGUUCAACAAUGGAUAGCGCUCCACCGCGGCCUCCUCCGCCCACCGAGGUGUCCGCCGCUCCGCAGAGACCCCCUACCUACGAGUACAGUGACAGCGUGCGGGCGGCCGCGCUGGCGGAGCACGACCCAGCGCCGCGCGGCUCGCUUCCGAGCGAAUACGGUGGCGUGGAGCACAACCCGGCUCCGCGGCCCUCGCUGCCGGCAGACUACCACCAGGUGGCAGCUCAGCAGGUGUCUCAGAAGACACACCAGACGGCCCGGCAGACGCCCCAGCAGACCCCGCACGUCCAGGCGUCUCACUCGCUGCCCAGGGAUGUGCACCCGAACUCCAGAGGUUCUCCGGCGAACGACAAUCUGAUGCCGCGCUCAUCGUCAUUAGUCAGCGAUCACAGCAAGACGCCACGGCCGGCAGCAGGGGAGCAGGGCACCGCGCCGCGCUCGGCGGGAGGCGGUCGAGGUAACGGAGCCGGUGACAGCGGCAACUCGCGGCGUCCGUCCAGCCAGCGCCCCUCGCCGCGGCCGGAGCCCAGCCCGGAGCCGGCGGCCCGACCGCGCGCCUCGCCCUCCGAGCCGCGCCGACCGGAGCUGGGCGCGUGGCCGACCCGGCCGGAGCCGACCGCGGCGGCGCCGGCCGACGAGCAGUGGUCGUGUCACGCGUGCACCUACCUGAACCCCGUGUCAGUGCGGGUGUGCUCCAUGUGCGGUAAGACGCGGCAGACGGGCAGCCGGCCGGCACCGGUCGCACCCGUCGCCGCCCCGCCGGUCGAUCCACCCGAUGAUCUGGCCUGUCCCAAGUGCACGCUGCUGAACAGCAGGAGGGCCAGGAAAUGCGGCGCCUGUGAGGCGGAGCUGCAGCCGGCGAAAUAGGCGGCGCUGCGAUCAGCAGAGGCCACCAGUGUUGGUCGUUCGCCGGCGCUACAGCGCACACUAUGUGACUAACACGGCAGCCGCCGGCGUCGAGUGAGAUUUUGUUAGCGUGUGAGCCCGUGGCUCGCCGGUUGCGGCUGUUCUGUUAGCUCGCUUCCAGUGCAACCUGCCAAACAUUGUAGUGGAGCUGUGCGCUUUUGUUGGUGUAUUGUUGCUUUACAGAGUAGCGAUCUAGCUUUAAGUCGAGCGUUCCCCGCGUUAAUGCCCUACCAUGAUGAUCCACUGAUUUGUCUGCUUUACCCACUGACCCGGCAGUUUGUUUUUGUUGUCCCUUUAUGUCGCACUAAGUUGCUGCAGCCUAUCAUCCUUCCAGAGCUCGUCCCGUGUCCUCCAUGACCGAUGUGAUGCUGAUACGCCGAGGUCAGGGCGGUGACCGCUGCCGUCCGGUGCCGCGGAACUAUCACCCCUCCACCCUGCAGGCUGUCUGUCCGCGUCCGGCCGGCACGCGGGCGGGUAGACCCGUGUGCGUGUUUUUACCGAGCUGUGUGCCGUCUGUGCGCCCGUUUAGGCAAUGUAGCCGGGUUGUGAGCGCGGAGCCGAGGGAGAGCGGCCCCCGCGGCGAGUCCAGGGGCCAGAGCGUGCCUUACGUGACAGCGAUUCUAGUCAAUACUCUGCAACUCUUAUGGGAGCCAAGCUACGGAUUGUUAUACAUAUACUAUCAAACUUG